This is a messenger RNA of Onychomys torridus (southern grasshopper mouse), 2478 nucleotides long. It is a transcript of the gene Tmem44, whose product is annotated as transmembrane protein 44. The coding region runs from base 338 to 1675 and encodes 445 amino acids. The transcript is spliced from 11 exons. The record is from RefSeq and is a predicted model, not a curated record. NCBI's taxonomy places the organism in Eukaryota, Metazoa, Chordata, Mammalia, Rodentia, Cricetidae.
CUUCAGCAGAGUAAAAGGCGAGAGCAGAGGCGAUCUGUGCCCGCUCCGUCCCCUACCCGCCCUUCUGUGCUGCACCUUUUUAACCAGUGACCUCGCGCCUCGCGGGGAGGGGCUUGUCCCCCACCCCUAGGAGCUUGACAGCGCCAGAGAACCGUCUGGCUUGGCAACCGGGGUGAACCCGCAAAGGGACCGGGUGCUGGCGGCGCCCUCCUUUGUGCGGCGGCUGCGCGCGGCUCCACCGCUAGGGGGCGGCCCGCAGGCCCCGACAAUAGGCGAGGCUGGGGAGCGGUGCGGUCCGGGAACUUUCCCCGGGGUCGGCGGGAGGCUCGGCUGGGCCAUGGAGGAGGGGACUGGCGCCGCGCCCCCGCUCUGGAACUGGGACUACCUGGACCGCUGCUUCGCCCGCCGCCGCGUCUGCAUCUCCUUCGGCCUGUGGAUCUGCGCCGCCUGCUGCUGGAUCGCCGCCCACGCGCUGAUUCUCUACCUGAGAUGCACCAAAAAAUGUGGCCGGGACCAGUCGACACUGUGCGCUGCCUUCUGCCUCCUGACCAGUCUCUGUGACACAGUGGGGGCGAUUCUGGCCAGACAGCUCACCAUCCAGGUGUUCACUGGAGCCUACCUGGCAGUGGUCGACUUUGUGAACUUUAUGUCCGUCCUCUUCCCAGUCUGUGGCUCCAAAUCCAAGUCGAAGUCUGGUAGGAGGAGCUGCGGGGAGCGGAAGAGCAGAAGGCACCUGAGAGCCAGCGUGUUUGCCCUGGCUCUGCCGCUAUGCCUGGGUCCCGGCUGGGCAGUCUGGGCUGCCGUCCCCAAGGCUUCAGCCCCAGUCCGAGGGCCACAGCGGAGGCUGCUGGGAAGCCUGCUGCAGGAAAACCCGGAAGUCUUCGGCUACCUGCUGGGUGGCAUCGCUGCCUUUGGCUCCUGGGCAUCCCGGAUCCCUCCAUUCUCCAAUAUCUGUCGGGGGAAGUCAUUCUCCUACAUCCACCUGUGGGCUCGGUUCCUGUCGGCUCUGGCUGGCCUCCUCUACGCCUCGGCCAUUGUGGCCCACGACCGGCAGCCUGAGUACCUCCUCCAGGCCACACCCUGGUUCCUGAUUUCACUGGGCCGAGCUGCGCUGGACCUCGCUAUCAUCUUUCUGUCCUGUGUGAUUAAGAGCAAGAUGAGACCAGCCUUCGGAUUUGCCGCUGAAGUCAGAGAGGGCCCCGACACGCAAGCCCUUUUGACCUGCGCAGAGAGAGAAGAAAACCAGGAGGCGGGGACUGAAGACAAGAACCCGGACUGGGUGCCUCUCACCAGCCUGUCACACUGCAAGCCACUGAGGACAACGACAGCAAUCAGCCGCUACAUGGAGCUGACCAUUGAGCCUGUGCAGCAGGCAGGCUGUAGUGCCACCAGGCUACCCGGUGAUGGACAGACAAGCACAGGAGAUCCCUCCUUGCAGGAGCCUCCCUCAUACCCUCCCAUCCAGGUCAUCCAGGCCAGAGUGUCUUCCAGCAGCUCCUCCGAGGUCUCCUCCAUCAACUCUGACCUGGAGCAGAAGUAUUGGGAAGCCCUAAACUCGGAGCAGUGGGACCCUGAAGAUGUCAACCUUGAAAAGAACAAGGACAAUGUGGGGCUCCUUAGAUCACAGAUGCACAGGGGCUCUCUGAGCCCAGUGGACUUGACCUCUGAUGACUGACAUCUCCAGGAGCCAGUCCAUCGGUGCAGAACUCAAGGUCAGGCAUCUGUCAGUGACAAGAUGGGGACCCACCUACAGUGCCACCCAUGGCAGACGUGGAAGCGGCUGCAGAAGCUUCCCAAGGAGGGAGGAACCCCGAGCUGUCACUUAGCUUGGCUAGUCUACCCCAUGACUCAACAUGGAGCUAAGGCUGUGGGGUCUGGACAGAUCUGCACAUGCCAAGUUGACCCUCAUGAUGAGAAGUUCACAGAUGAACCCCGUAUGUAAAGAUAAGCUUUCUCCCAAAGGACAUGGGAUCUCUUCCUAUGAGAUUCAAGCAUAGAUACUGUUUGCUUAACAACAGGAUCGAACUCACCAAGAGCUACUAUUUGGGUCUCAACAGAACGCAUUCUUCAAGACUCAAGUAAGCCCAGAUGAAAGAGUGCAUCUGUCCGUCAGCUAGAGGACCUGGGCACAAGAACUAACAUAACUGCCACACAUUAUGUAAGACUGCCUGGUCAGCCGAAUAUUUGGAAGAUCACCGGGUGGGCAAGGGUAACUGAUAACUGAUCUUGGUAACAGGAUUCCCUCCAGCUUGGGCAAAGUAUGUGCUGAGGUUGGGUUUGCACAUUAUGGGAUCGUACGUGCUUUAGGAGGUAACAGAAAGCAUGCCAAGGAUAAGGGCACAAUGCAAAGUGUGACUUCAAGUAUGGCAAGGCUGUCUGAGGAUGAUCUUGAUACUGUGACCAUGAGUGAGGGGUAGAAUGAGGGGAUGGGGCCAGCCAGGAGCAAACACUGGAGUGAAUAAAAUGUGGUUGAAUGCA